AUGAUUGAGAAUCAAGGCAUCCUCCCUUCCCGUCCUGCAAGAAGGCCGGUCGGCGAGAAGGGAGUCUUGACGAAAAGCUCCGUUUCCGCUUUCCUUCCAGAAAAACUUUGCCUCCGCUUUUAUUCCGGAAAAAAAUCUUUCUUUUCCCGAGUGCAGCAGCAGAUUCCCUUUCCUUGUCUUUCCUGCGUCCUGAAAUAUCUCCGCGUGCAACAAGAUUUUUUGCAAAGGAAUGAAAUCGAAGCUUUCAAUUUUCGCCUCAGCUCCAGCCUGACGCCAAACCUUUCUUUUUUGCCUGUAGCGACUUUGCCUGACGCCGAAACCUCUCGUCGAACCAAAGCCCUUCCGAACUGCCGAAGCCGAAGCCGCGAUUCCUCUGUCGCGAUUCCUGCAGUGAUUCCUCUGUCGAUCUCGUUGACGCCUUCCUGCGCCUCUGCUGAUCUCGUAGACGUCGUCCGCCCCGACUCCUCUGAAGCUUCGCCUAACUCCUACUGUCCUCGCGCGCCUGGUGUCGCACUUGAAGCCUUCGCGGAAAAGCCCUCGUCUUCCUGCCGAACCGCUCGAGAACCGCACUUCAUUCAACUGGUGCUCUCUGCUGAGCCUUCAGGGAGGCUUCUGAAAUAUAAUUCAGUUACUAAAGAAACAACAGUCCUCCUUAGAGACCUUCAAUUCCCUAAUGGCGUCUCCCUAAGCAAGGACAGAUCUUUCCUUAUAUUCAGUGAAGGCAGUCGUGGAAGGUUGAGUAGAUAUUGGUUGAAGGGUGACAAGGCUGGGACAUCUGAGGUUUUUGUUCAGCUGCCUGGUUUUCCAGAUAAUGUGAGGACAAAUGAUAAGGGAGAAUUCUGGGUGGCAAUACAUUGCCGCGCCACCAGAGUUGCCUAUAUCUUGAGCACAUAUCUCCGGUUGUCAAAAUUUCUGCUGAAACUUCCAAUUCCAGCAAGACUGCAGUUCUUGGUGCGUAUUGGUGGAAAGCUUCAUGCGGUUAUUGCCAGGUACAGCCCUGAAGGAGAGCUGCUUGAAAUGUUGGAGGAUCGAGAAGGAAAGGUGGUUAGAGCUGCCAGCGAAGUUGAGGAGAAGGACGGGAAGCUGUGGAUUGGAUCCGUCUUAAUGCCAUUCAUAGCCGUAUACACAUUAGAGUAAUGUUUACUCUCAUUUUGCAUCCUUUUUUUUUCAUGCGGUUUAAGCCUUCGGAUCUCAAUGCAUAUGGCCGGAAUAAGAUCAAAGUUUUUUUUUUUUUUUGGUUAAAUUACCACGUUUUCUUGUAGUUGAUUGAUUUGGCAAAGCAUUUUUGCUCUUUCUAGGACAUGCAGUGUGUUUCUAUAUUUGAAUUUUGAUAUAUGUUCUAAGUGGAAAGUGAAGUGCUUGGUCA
Molecule: messenger RNA, 1366 nt
Organism: Phalaenopsis equestris
Lineage: Eukaryota; Viridiplantae; Streptophyta; Magnoliopsida; Asparagales; Orchidaceae
Exons: 5
Coding region: 1-1137 (378 amino acids)
Biological process (GO): biosynthetic process
Molecular function (GO): strictosidine synthase activity
Source: RefSeq, a predicted model, not a curated record